ACCAACAAUAUGCAGAUCAGCUCAAUAUGGAGGAGAAUCCUACAGAGUACCUGAUGAGGAACUUCAAUCUUCCCUAUCAAGAUGCCCGCAAAUGUCUAGGCAGAUUUGGACUGGAAAGCCAUGCUCAUACCAUUCAGAUUAGCAAGCUUUCAGGUGGCCAAAAGGCAAGAGUUGUUUUUGCAGAGCUGUCCUGUAGGCAACCAGAUGUUCUUAUACUGGAUGAGCCAACCAACAACCUGGAUAUUGAAUCAAUUGAUGCAUUGGGAGAGGCCAUUAAUGACUUCAAGGGAGCUGUAAUCAUUGUUAGUCAUGAUGCACGUCUCAUCACAGAGACAAACUGCCAGCUUUGGGUAGUGGAAAAUCAGUCAGUGAACCAAAUUGAUGGGGACUUUGAAGACUACAAGAAAGAGGUGCUAGAUGCCCUGGGAGAGAUUAUGAUUGAUAAACACCGUGAAUAAGCAGCAGUCAUUUUUUCAGUGAGAGGAGGUGGACUUUGAGCUGUGUGCUGCUAAAGCAGUGUGUAACAGGGAGAGAUCAGGUUAUCAGUCUCAACAAAAUAACAAACUCAGCAGAGGAAAACCAAUCCAAAGUCUUUUUCAGCAUCAAAUGAAUACCAGUUCUCUAAUUUGUGAGAAGAAAGCAGGAAGGCUAUGGAAUAAAGUGCUUUUCUUUAUUCAUUUUUGAGAAAUUUUAAGAAACUGAGUGCCAUGAAGCAGUGUACAGAAAUAAUCAAAUAUGUUGGGUCAAUACUAGCAACAGAUAGAUGAAGCAAACUUCACUCCCCUCUGCCUUUGGCAAGCAUUUGGCAAAAGAUGACAUUUCCAGGGAGGGAAAAAAAAGUUCUGGCUGUUUUUAUAUAAAUUAAAAGAGUGAGUCUUUAAUCUUUUAUCAUGAUUGAAAGAAUUGUGUCAUUGCAUAAUUUCAUUAGAGGAUUCUGUAUUUGGGUAAAUAUGAAACUAAGAAGUUGUUCAAUUUUGUAAGUCAAUAAAGGCUAAGCACAUUAUUUUA
Messenger RNA from Polypterus senegalus (gray bichir), 1008 nucleotides. RefSeq names its product ATP-binding cassette sub-family F member 1-like. The record is from RefSeq and is a predicted model, not a curated record. Gene Ontology annotation, molecular function: ATP binding; ATP hydrolysis activity. Bases 27 to 458 code for a protein of 143 amino acids. NCBI's taxonomy places the organism in Eukaryota, Metazoa, Chordata, Cladistia, Polypteriformes, Polypteridae. The transcript has 4 exons.